Molecule: messenger RNA, 1082 nt
Organism: Austrofundulus limnaeus
Lineage: Eukaryota; Metazoa; Chordata; Actinopteri; Cyprinodontiformes; Rivulidae
Gene: rcvrna
Product: recoverin a
Exons: 4
Coding region: 138-929 (263 amino acids)
Molecular function (GO): calcium ion binding
Source: RefSeq, a predicted model, not a curated record
GAACGGACAGAUGGGAGGUUUGAACAAAUGGCUCAGGAUUUGAAGCUCCGAAUGAGAAAAAUUGAUUUGAGAACAGGAGGUUUAUGCUUGUGACCUGUCCAGAGUAUACCUCGCCCCUCGCACUGUGACUGCUGGAAAUGGGCACCAGUGACCCACGCGACCCUGAAAGGAAGAAGCGUUUACAGAAAAUGGAUGGAUGGUUUAUGUUUGACCCGCUUGAUGCUGACGGCCUCUGCAGCGAGGCAGAGAAACUCCUCGGAAGGCUUCRCACAAGUCUAACCUCAAACCGCGGCGAAGGGGGGAAAACCGAGUUCCUGAUGGGGAACACGAAGAGCAGCGCUUUGUCCAAGGAGCUCCUGGAGGACCUGAAAUCCAACACCAAGUACACGGAGGCCGAGCUGUGCACGUGGUACCAGUCCUUCCUGAAGGAGUGUCCCGGAGGGAAGAUCAGCAAGGAGCAGUUUGAGGGCAUCUACGCCAGCUUCUUCCCGGGCGCCAACCCCACAGCCUACGCUCGCCACGUCUUCAGGAGCUUCGACACCAACGCCGACGGCACUCUGGACUUCAAGGAGUACAUCGUGGCCCUGCACCUCACCUCCGGAGGAAAGACCCUGCAGAAGCUGGAGUGGGCCUUCGCCUUGUACGACGUGGACGGCAACGGAACCAUCAGCAAAAACGAAAUCCAGGAGAUCGUCAAGUCGAUAUUUAACAUGAUCCCUGUCGAAGACCAGAAGAAACUCCCUGAAGAUGAAAACACACCAGAGAAGAGGGCUGAAAAGAUCUGGACGUUUUUCAGGAAGAAGGARAACGAUAAAAUCACAGAAGGAGAGUUCAUUCAGGGCGUGAUGGACAACAAGGACAUCCUGCGGUUGAUACAAUACGACGAGCCUCAGAAGAUCAAAGACAAGCUGAAAGAGAAGAAGCAAUAAUCCAGCUUUUUAUUUUCUGUCAUUUUAAAAUGGUUGUUUGUUUGUUGUUUGUUUGUUUGUUUGUGUUUUAACUUGAUGUGAACGUUUGUCUGAGUUUUGUCCUGACGCUCGUUUGGACUCCAGCUGAGCUCAGUUUAAUGUUUUCAAGUCUGA